GUUCAGUCAUAUCAGAAUGAACGACUCUGCGAUGUGUCAUAGGCAGUAAUCUUCCAACAGUCGUGGUGAGAGGAUCGCAUACAGUGCUCGAAACUUACUGUCUCUGAACUGUUUAUCAACAAUGUCUAAGGUAAUCCGUAAGAUCGUGUCUUCCGGUAAAUGUCCAAAGCCACUAGCUCCGUACAGCCAAGCAGUAGUCGCGGACCGCACCGUUUACUGUUCGGGAGUGAUCGGCAUUGAAUUGAAUGAGCCGAAGCUGGUAUCGGGAGGAGCCACCGCCCAAACGGCCAAAGCACUGGAGCAUCUAUCAAAUCUUCUGCAGGAAGCCGACUCCGGCAUUGACAGGGUCGUCAAGACUACGGUGCUACUGUCCGACAUGAAUGAUUAUGCUGCCGUGAACGAGGAGUACAAAAAAGUUUUCAGCAAAAACUUUCCAGCACGAACCUGCUAUGCCGUAGCGAAACUGCCUCUUGGAGCCGCGGUUGAAAUCGAAGCCAUUGCCAUUGCAGGAAAUGUUCAAGAUAACUCUAACUAGUAGGGAACCAAUGUUAUGAAAUAAAGAAUGGUGUCUAUUGCGUUACUUUUCAAUAUA
Molecule: messenger RNA, 592 nt
Organism: Topomyia yanbarensis
Lineage: Eukaryota; Metazoa; Arthropoda; Insecta; Diptera; Culicidae
Product: rutC family protein UK114-like
Exons: 3
Coding region: 122-535 (137 amino acids)
Cellular component (GO): cytosol
Molecular function (GO): deaminase activity
Source: RefSeq, a predicted model, not a curated record